CCCGCCCCGCGGCGCUGCCUCCUGGUUGCCAUAGCAACGUGACCACGCCGAAGCGGAAGAGCUCUCGUGAACAGGUGAAAAGUUUUUUUUUCUCGACAUGAACAGACAGAAGUUCUUCACUUCCGCUGAGGUCUCAGCUCACAACACCGCCGACGACCUGUGGGUCUCGUUCCUGGGUAAAGUCUGCGACCUGACGCCCCUGAUGAACCGGAACAAAGGCGACCCUCUGCUCUUACCCAUCAUGGAGUCUGCAGGAAGUGACAUCAGCAGCUGGUUCGACCCUGAAACCAAAGACAUCCUGAAACAUGUGCAUCCACUGACUAACUGCGUGAGGUACUACACUCCCAGGGGGCGCUUCUUGCACGUCUCCCCUACUGGCCCCUGCUCUGAUUGGGCCAGCGACUUUGGCGAGCCCUGGUGGAGGGAUCGGCGCUAUGAGGUGGGACUGUUGACAACUAAAGCCAGGUGGAUAAGGGUCAUCAACACGCUGACCUCAGAGGAGCAGCAGCUGCAGGUGUGUUCAGAGGAGACUCUAGACGAGAUCCUCCAGCGUUACCUGCGCCACAACUCUCACGCCCGCAGCUACACCUGGAAACAUGACGGAGUCAGUCUGGACAUGAGCAGGACGCUCAGUGAGAACAACGUCCCUGAUGAAGACCACGAGCUCGAGGAGCUGCGACUGGACCAUGACCUCUUCAUUCCCGCCAUCCUCCUCCACUUCAACGAUGACCUCACAGAGGGAUGACCUCUGACAUCAUGAGGGCCCCAUGGACAGGUGUGACAUCACAACUCGAGUGUCACCUGACUGGAAACUGAACUGCAGCUGUGAGAAAAGUAAAUAAAUAAAAAUUGAAAGAG
Messenger RNA from Paralichthys olivaceus (Japanese flounder), 858 nucleotides. It is a transcript of the gene cyb5d1, whose product is annotated as cytochrome b5 domain containing 1. The record is from RefSeq and is a predicted model, not a curated record. Gene Ontology annotation, biological process: cilium movement. Lineage: Eukaryota; Metazoa; Chordata; Actinopteri; Pleuronectiformes; Paralichthyidae.